Molecule: messenger RNA, 6066 nt
Organism: Phyllostomus hastatus (greater spear-nosed bat)
Lineage: Eukaryota; Metazoa; Chordata; Mammalia; Chiroptera; Phyllostomidae
Gene: TBC1D32
Product: TBC1 domain family member 32
Exons: 34
Coding region: 146-4045 (1299 amino acids)
Biological process (GO): non-motile cilium assembly
Source: RefSeq, a predicted model, not a curated record
GUCUGGCUGUCCGGCCCACCUCUCUGAGUCGUCUAGAGAUGUUUUUUGAGAUUGCUAGUGGGCACCUUGAGUUCUGUUGGUACCGAAGACCAGUCGCUACGAGCACCAAAGGCGGGGCCUCGCGGACCCCUGCUUCCCCAAAAGGAUGGCCCAUUUCUCGGGAGAGGACCAGGCGAUGCUACAGGCGAUGCUGAGGCAGUUGUUCCAGAACGUGAAGGAGAAAAUCACUGGUGCUCCCUCCCUAGAGUGCGCCGAGGAGAUCCUCUUACACCUGGAGGAAACUGAUGAAAAUUUUCAUAACUAUGAAUUUGUGAAGUACCUAAGACAGCACAUAUCCAACACUUUGGGGUCCAUGAUUGAAGAAGAAAUGGAAAAAUGGACAUCUGAUCAGAAUCAGAGUGAGGAAUCUGGCUAUGACACAGUUGUGCAGCAUGUCACUAAAAGAACUCAGGAAUCUAAAGAGUACAGAGAAAUGAUGCAUUCCCUGAAGAACACCAUGAUGGUAGUGGUGGAAUCUAUGAUUAACAAGUUUGAAGAAGAUGAAAUGCGAAGUCAGGAGAGGCAGAAAAAAAUGCAAAAGGAGAAAAGCAGUAGUUACUGCACAGACAACUGCUCUGACAGUGAUUCGUCAUUCAAUCAGAGUUACAAAUUUUGUCAAGGAAAAUUGCAGUUGAUUUUAGACCAGUUGGAUCCAGGGCAACCAAAAGAGGUGAGAUAUGAAGCCUUGCAUACAUUGUGUUCAGCACCGCCAUCGGAUGUACUGACCUGUGAAAACUGGACCACUCUCUGUGAGAAACUGACAAUGUCUCUUUCAGAUCCCGAUCCUGUGUUUAGUGACCGGAUUUUAAAAUUCUAUGCACAGACAUUCACCCUUUCACCAUUACAUCUGACAAAGGAAAUUUAUACAAGCAUAGCUAAAUAUUUGGAGAUAUACUUUCUUUCUAGAGAAAAUCACAUUCCUCCUCUUUCAGCUGGCAUAGAUAUAACUAGUCCCAAUGUGAUCCGCUUACUUAAAAAGGUUCGUCUUCUAAAUGAAUAUCAAAAGGAGGCUCCAUCUUUCUGGAUCCGCCACCCUGAGAAGUAUAUGGAAGAAAUUGUGGAGAGUACUUUGUCCUUAUUAUCACUUAAACAUGAUCAAAGUCAUCUUGUCUCACAAAAGGUUUUGCAUCCCAUCUACUUUCUUGUAUUGGUUGAUACCAAGGCUGUGUGGUUCAAAAAGUGGAUGCAUGGAUAUUAUAGCAGAACUGUUGUACUAAGACUUCUUGAAAAGAAAUAUAAAUCUCUGAUAACUACAGCAGUUCAGCAGUGUGUUCAGUACUUUGAGUUAUGUGAGACCAUGAAAGCCGAUGAGACUGUGGGACAUUCAAAGCAUUGUGGGAACAAGCAGAAAACUUUCUAUUACUCAGGGCAAGAAUUACAAUAUAUUUAUUUCAUCCACUCUCUGUGCCUUUUGGGAAGAUUAUUGAUCUAUACACAAGGAAGAAAGCUAUUUCCCAUAAAGCUGAAGAAUAGAAAAGAUUCAUUAUCCCUUACAGAUCUUCUGGUUCUGUUUACCCAACUUAUAUAUUACUCACCAAGUUGUCCAAAGAUGACAUCAGCUGCACAUUUAGAGAAUUACUCUCCGGCAAGUAUGGUGACUGAAGUUCUGCAGAUACUCUGCGAUCAAAAAGAAUGUGCAGUCGAAUGCUUAUAUAACAGCACUGUGGUUGAGGCACUUCUUCGGCCUAUUCAUAAUUUAAUGAAAGGAACUAAGGCUGCUCCAAAUUGCUCUGAAACAGCUUUGAUUUAUAUAGCUGAUGUUUUGGCAAGAAUUGCAUCUGUAGAAGAAGGCCUUGCCUUACUUCUUUAUGGAGAAAAUAUGAAUUCUUCCAAAGAAAAAAGUUCUACAGGUGCUCAUAUAAUAGCCCAGUUUUUGAAAAAACUUCUUGAUGAAGAUAUUUCUAUUUUUUCUGGAUCAGAAAUGUUGCCCAUGGUGAAAGGAGCUUUUAUUUCCACGUGUUGCCAAAUAUAUGGUACAUGUGAAGGCUUGCAAGUGUUAAUCCCUUAUAGUUUACAUGAAUCUCUAGCAAAGGCAUGGAAGAAGACAAGUUUGUUAUCAGACAGAAUUCCUACUCCAGUAGAGGAUUCAGAUUCUGUUUCUUCUAUAAGCCAGGAAUCCCAAAACAUUAUAGCUUGGGAAGAGAAUUUAUUAGAUGGUUUACUCAAUUUUGCUGCCACUCCUAAAGGACUACUACUUCUUCAAAGAACAGAUGCCAUCAAUGAAUGUGUGACAUUUAUGUUCAACAGAUAUGCAAAAAAGUUACAGAUUAGCAGGCAUAAAAAGUUCGAUUGUGGGGUUUUGGUUACACAAGUAGCCUCAACAGCAGCAGGUGCAGUAGCACUGCAGAGGUCAAGGUUUGUUAAUGCACUCAUAACUGAAUUAUGGGCCAAUUUGGAAUGUGGAAGAGAUGAUGUUAGAGUAACCCAUCCGAGAGCUACCCCAGUGGAUCCUAUUGACCAAAGCUGUCAAAAGUCUUUUCUAGCGCUGGUGAACUUCUUAUCCUAUCCUGCUGUUUAUGAGCUGGUAGGCAAUCAAGAUCUUCCUAAUAAAGCAGAAUAUUCUCUUCGUGAAGUUCCCACAUGUAUUAUUGAUAUUAUUGAUAGACUAAUAAUUUUGAAUUCUGAAGCUAAGAUUCGUUCUUUAUUCAACUAUGAGCAAUCACAUAUCUUUGGUCUAAGGUUAUUAAGUGUGAUAUGCUGUAGUCUAGACACUCUCCUUCUAUUAGAGGCUCAGUAUCAAGUGUCUGAAAUAUUGCUGCGUGCUCAAGAAGAAAGUAUCCUGGAGACCUCUGAGGGCCACAGAGAUUUUAUAAUUGAUGGCUUAUCAGUAGAGAGAAAUCAUGUUCUUGUUAGAAUGAAUCUUAUUGGGGGACCAGUGGAACGAAUUUUGCCUCCCAGGAUGCUAGAGAAGGGUGAUGACCCAUAUCCUUGGCCAAUGUUUUCAUCAUAUCCUUUACCAAACUGCUAUCUGUCAGAAGUUACAAGAAAUGCUGACCUAAAACAAGACAAUGAUCUCAGCAAAAUUUUAUUACACUUCAAGAUGUCUGAUAAACAAACUGAGUGGAUAGAAAACUGCCAAAGACAAUUUUGCAAAAUGAUGAAGGCCAAACCUGACAUGAUCAGUGGAGGUGCUUUAGUAGAGUUACUUGAAAAUUUUGUGCUUCAUCUCUCUGAAAGCCCAUCGGAAUGCUACUUCCCCUCAGUAGAAUAUACAGCUACUGAUGCAAAUGUGAAGAAUGAAAGUCUUUCACUGGUGCAGCAGCUUGGCAUUCAAAUGACUGUCAGGUAUGGCAAAUUCCUCAACCUGUUAAAAGAUGGCGCAGAACAUGAUCUUACCUGGGUUCUGAAGCACUGUGAGAGGUUCCUGAAGCAGCAGCGAGCUCUUGUAAAGUCUUCUCUUCUCUGCCUGCAGGGCAGCUGUGCUGGCCAUGACUGGUUUGUGUCUUCUCUGUUCAUGCUGAUGCUGGGGGACAGACAGAAGACAUUUUGGUUUCUGCAGCAGUUCUCCAGGCUUCUGGCCUCCGCUUUCCUUUGGCUGCCGAGACUACAUAUUUCUAGGUACCUCCCUGUUGACACAAUAGAAUCUGGCAUCCAUCCUGUGUAUUUUUGCAGCACUCACUAUGUUGAAAUGCUCCUGAAGGCAGAGGUGCCACUUGUGUUUUCAGCUUUCCACAUGUCUGGUUUUGCACCAUCACAGAUUUGUCUCCAAUGGAUAACUCAGUGUUUUUGGAAUUAUUUAGAUUGGAUAGAAAUCUGCCAUUAUAUUGCCACUUGUGUUUUCCUUGGUCCUGAUUAUCAAGUGUAUAUCUGUAUAGCUAUAUUCAGACAUCUGCAACAAGACAUUCUACAACACACUCAGACUCAAGAUCUGCAGGUUUUUCUAAAAGAAGAAGCACUGCAUGGGUUUCGAGUGAGUGAUUACUUUGAAUAUAUGGAAAUGUUGGAACAAAACUACCGACCAGUGUUGCUGAGAGACAUGCGGAACAUUAGAGCACAGAGCACGUAGAUCAUAGCACAAAAGGACUUGAUUGUUUCCUAUCCGUGUCCAUGACAACAUACGCUUUGUGAAUACACACUUUGUAAAUCAAUACUGUAAAUUAAGUAAUAUCACGAUGUAUUCAAGUAGUCAUUAGCUCAGUUUUUGACAUGAAAUGAAUUCAUUUAAAAUUGUUGUUUUGUGUGGUUGUUUUAGAACAAAUUGAGCUUACUUACAGUUCUUUAUAUUUAACAGCUAUUUCCAACCUAGAUCUCCUCCUUCACCAGAUGAUUAAAAUAUUUUUUCCAAUGAGUUUAGAAGGUAGCAGCAGUAUAUUAAAUAAUUCUUUGACUAGCCAUAAAAAGUCCUUAGAGACAAGGAGAAGUUUUGGUUUUGUUUUGUUUUUUAUUUUUUUUUGUCUGCACAUGAAAGGAAAAUAGACAAAACCACAACUGCGUAUUUGAUAUGUGGAGAAAAAUUAAAAUAUCAUAUUUAUCAUGGCAAGUUAUAGAAUAAAUGUUGUCCUCAGACAUAAUUGUAUUUCUAGGAAUUGCUUUUGAUACCUAUAUCAACUUAUAAUUUUUCAUGUGAAAUAUAGUCUCUACAUGGUUCAUUUAAAAGAUAGAUUAGUUAUUUUAUACCGAUAAGAAUUUGACUCUCAUUAGUUAUGCAUUUCCCUUGGUGAUAGAUUUGAUUUGUACUGAAUUGAAAACAUUAAAGAGAAUAGAUUUCUAAAUUAUUUUAAAUUACCAACAUUAUGUUUUAUUUAAAUAAAAUCUGUGCUUCAAUGAGAUUAAUACAAUAUUCUAGGGUCUAUUUUCUUAUAACUGUCACAUUUCAUAUAUGAAAGAUAGUAUGUAAAAAUAUUAAAUUGUUAAUUUUUCAGUCAGCAAUCUCAACAAGUUUUUAAAUCAACCACUAAAGCCAUUCUGAAGCUUUUUCGCCUUGCCAACACACAAUGGCUGACCAACAGACUCAUUUUUCCCUUUAGUGUGAUGAAACAACUGGUGCCAUCCAGUUUUCAAUUCUGUGGUAUCCGGGCUGCUGCAAUGCCAGCCUUCCAGAAUCAGGUUUUAUCCUACAGAUGCCAACAAUAGCUUUUCAGUAAUGGUGUUCCUAAAGGGCAUUAGAAAAGUUGAGAAAAGAAAAUUGAGCAAGUUAGUUUGACAUAUUGCUCACUUUACCUCUCACUGAUAUGAGUUAAGUAAGAGAGUCCUAGGUGACCCAAAACACCGAACUUAGUGUACUUUCAAACUCAAUUUUGAAAAGCUGUCCCACAGAAGCAGUUAUACAUGUUUAUGGAUCCAUUUCAUUCCAUUCUGUUCCCGAGCUGCUAUUAUUAGUCCUAAGAAACCUACAGCUUUAUUUUUUUAAAUCUCUUACAUGGUAAUUGGAUAUACAAAUGGAAAAGAAACUAUAACUUACUUUUACAAUAUCCAUUGGUGAUUUUCAUUGGAAACUGAGGCAAGUUCUAGAUAAUAACAAUCACAUUUUGGAAAAUUAAAUUCAUCUGGAACCAAAGGCCUUGGUUUUCAUUUGAUAAAUGUAUUAUGAACAGUGACAAAAACAAUGAGCAAUUUGGUGAAAUAAAAUAUAAAAUACUUGCAUUUCACAUUUUAGCUAUUUACAUGUUAGCUAUUGUAUAGAUAACACUAUGAAUUAUUUAUGCAUCUACUUUUAUUUUAAGAAUAUUCUUUAGAAUAGAAAUAAAUAUAGUCUUGUCUUGCCUCUCAGUUUCAUUUUCAAUUAUUUACAGUAUAAAUCCAUAGGAUAAAUUUAUUUCUAAUUAUGUGAAGGGACUUCAUACAUUUUAUAGGUUUAUUGUAAUAAACUAUAUCUUAUGAUAUAAUGUAAAUAAAUUUGUGAAUAAUUUAAGUGCACAUAUGUAAAUCUUUGAAUAUCUGUCUUCAAAAUGUGAUCUUUGUAGUUAUGUCUUCUUAUGCUAUCUAAGCAUCUAAGGAAUCUUGAAGGUAAAUAGUAUUCAGAAAUUCAUGUAAACUUUCCAACAGGAUUUUAUCUAAAUUUAUGAUUAUUAAAUUAUUGUCUGCACU